ACACACCUCCAUCUCCUCCUCCAUUAAUGGCUUCCAAGAACUCAAUGUUUCUAGCCUUGGUGCUUGUUCUAAGUGCAACAUUAACCAUGGCCAAAGACAUAGAAUGUGAGAACAUGGAGGUAAGCAAGUGUGCCUUCUCGGUGUCCUCCACCGGAUUCCGGUGUGUUCUCGAGAAGAGAUUGGCUCUCCGGGGACGUUUGGAGGUGCAAACAUGCCGUACUUCUACCAUCAAGGCAGAGAGCUUUAAAGGAUUUGUAGAGACCGAUGAAUGUAUUGUCGGUUGUGGCCUCGAUCGAACCUCUUUCGGUAUCUCCACCGAUGCUCUUCUUGAGCCUCAUUUCACCGAUAAACUUUGCUCUAAUCAGUGUUACAAUGGUUGUCCAAACAUAAUUGAUUUAUACUUCAAUCUCGCCGCUGGUGAAGGUGUUUUUUUACCAAAGAUGUGUGAAGUGAGACAAGGUAGAGCACGUCGGGAGAUGGUGGAGUUGAGGAGUGGUGGAGGUAAAUUGGUGGCAGCGGCGGCCGUGCCGGAAUCCAUGGAGUCUCAUGCUUCAUCUCCUCAGAGCUCUGUGGUGUUUUUAGGUUUAGGGCCAGUUCAGCCACCUUUGUAAAACAUAGAGACAUAUAUAUACAUGCAUGGCUGACAUGCAUGCAUGUAUAUAUAUAUAUAUAUAAUAAGUAUGGAAUGUAAGCUUAGUUAGUUUGUUUGGAAAUAAGGUUGCAUGUGAGUCUCUUUCAUGCAUGAAGGGUAAGAUAGUUGUGCAAGGGCUAGUUGUACGUAGAGUACUAUUUGUGAAGAUUGAGAACAAAUAUUUGUUCAGAGUUGUGCUUUCAUACUUGUCAUGUAUUCUUGUAAUUGAUGAUGAUCUUCGAAUAAAGUUCUGCAGUUUUUUUUUUUUAA
Dioscorea cayenensis subsp. rotundata (Guinea yam) is the source of this 901-nucleotide messenger RNA. RefSeq lists its product as uncharacterized. Lineage: Eukaryota; Viridiplantae; Streptophyta; Magnoliopsida; Dioscoreales; Dioscoreaceae. The record is from RefSeq and is a predicted model, not a curated record. The transcript has 2 exons. Bases 27 to 611 code for a protein of 194 amino acids.